Messenger RNA from Candidozyma haemuli, 1137 nucleotides. It is a transcript of the gene SCS7, whose product is annotated as fatty acid alpha-hydroxylase. The record is from RefSeq and is a predicted model, not a curated record. The transcript has a single exon. Gene Ontology annotation, cellular component: endoplasmic reticulum; membrane. Gene Ontology annotation, biological process: lipid biosynthetic process; fatty acid metabolic process. Gene Ontology annotation, molecular function: iron ion binding; heme binding; fatty acid 2-hydroxylase activity. The coding region runs from base 1 to 1137 and encodes 378 amino acids. NCBI's taxonomy places the organism in Eukaryota, Fungi, Ascomycota, Pichiomycetes, Serinales, Metschnikowiaceae.
AUGGCCAGGACAUACCCUUUGCUCGCUGCGAGUGAAAUCGCAAAGCACAACAGUGAAAAGGACUGCUGGGUUACUCUCUACAACAGAAAAGUCUAUAAUGUGACCGGCUUCCUUGAUGAGCACCCAGCUGGCGCUGAUAUUGUGUUGCCUUAUGCUGGAAAGGAUGUGACUGAAAUUAUGGCCGAUACUAUUUCUCACGAACAUUCGGAAAGUGCUUAUGAAAUGCUCGAUGAUGAUAUGUUGGUGGGCUACAUGGCCACGGAUGAGGAGGAACGUGAGUUGGUCAACAACAAGAAGAAGGUUCCUGUGGAUGUGAGAUUUACCGAGGAAGCUCAGGCUGAAAUCGACUUGUACGAGUUCCAUGACGAGUUGCCUGCUCUCGAGCUGUUGUCUGUUCAAACAGAUUUCGAUGACGAUGCUAAGAAGCACAAGUUCCUUGACUUGAAGAAGCCUUUGAUCCCGCAGAUGCUUCGAAGCACAUUCUCAAAAGAGUUCUACUUGGAUCAAGUUCACCGUCCUAGACAUUUCGGUAAGGGAUCCGCCCCUCUUUUUGGUAACUUCUUGGAACCUCUUUCCUUGACCCCAUGGUGGGUUGUGCCUUUGGUUUGGCUUCCUCCAAACUUGGUUCUUUUCUACAUUGGUUUCGUUAACCAGAACAAGAUUACAGCUUUGAGUUUAUGGGUGAUGGGUUUGUUCGUCUGGACAUUUGUUGAGUACUGUUUGCAUAGAUUUUUGUUCCACUUGGAUCAAUACUUGCCUGAUAACAAGUACUGCUUGACCCUUCAUUUCCUUUUGCACGGUGUCCACCACUACUUGCCUAUGGACAGAUACAGAUUGGUCUUGCCUCCAACCAUGUUUGUCAUUUUGGCAUAUCCAUUCUAUCGCCUCGUUUUCAAGCUCUUCCCCUUCUACAUGGCUUGCUCUGGUUUCGCAGGUGGUACCUUGGGAUACAUCAUGUACGAUGUGACGCAUUACGUGUUGCACCACACCAAUUUGCCUAAGUUCUUCCAGGACUUGAAGACAUACCACUUGGAACACCACUACAAGAACUAUGAAAUGGGUUUCGGAGUUACCAGCAGAUUUUGGGACGUCAUCUUUGACACCGAAAUCACCUCUACUUUCCAAAAGAGAUCAUAG